This is a messenger RNA of Durusdinium trenchii, 3780 nucleotides long. Lineage: Eukaryota; Dinophyceae; Suessiales; Symbiodiniaceae. The record is from the annotation of a GenBank genome assembly.
AUGAUGCACGGUUCCAUGCGGAUGUCCUCCGCCGGGCCAGCCGGGCCGGCCGGGCCGAUGUCCAGUUCUGCGGGCUGUCCGGCGGCCUUCCGUUCUUCAGGGAUGUCGUCAGGCUUUGCUCCUCCAGUGGACACCUUGGCACCAAUGGCAAGCCAACGGUCUGCGGGGGAGAAUGAGCUGGGGGUCUACUGCACGGUGGUGGUGUCAAAGCUCUUGGAUGUGCCUGUUGAGAACAGCAUGUUUGGGAAAGAGGCCAAGACUUAUCAGCUUCGCGUUCUGGAUCACAAGAGGAAGGAGCUUGCACGAAGUGAAGAGAUUCAAGGACUUGAGGAUCAUCAGCUGAAAGGCUUAACGGCACAAACUUUUGCUAUCCCCGAUGACUUGGGGACUCUGCAUGCCAAGACGUUGUCCAAAACCAUCCAGGUCCAGGUGGAGUUCACGGGAAUGAUGGGCAACACCAUCGGCACCUGUCAAAUCAACCGCUUGGACCUUCGAUCGAACAAGCCUUGGCCCUACGAGGUGACCUACGACAAUCAAGUCAUUUGUGGCAUUGAGCUAUGCGUUGUCGAGGAUGAGCCUGCAGAGACGGCGGCACCACUCUAUACCUCUGGCAUGGGGAUGAUGCAGUUGCAGAAGUUCACGGCGAGCAAUGUAGAUGCCGAAGACGUGCAACAUGCCGUCAGCUGCAUGCUGGAGCUGCAUGCUGCCAAAGAUCUUCCGGCACCAAGAACACCAGAUAUGAAAGACGUGGUGGUGACCGUGUUGACCGAUGGGGGCAAAGAGCUGAGGAAGAUCGGGCUCUUCCAGUCAGAGAUGUUGACUGGAAAUCAGUUGGCCUCCGUGGACUUUCGGGAAACGAGGACUUUUGUGCAGGCACCUUUACAUUUUGGUGGAGAUGCUCAGGAAGGCUCCCAGUACAUCAAGAUCGCAGUGUCGUAUGGCAAGAGGUCGGGGAGUACGACCAGCACCGAGAUCAUCGGCGUGACUGACCCGGUGAAGGUCUCCUGGAAGCCCAUGGUGAAGGACUAUUUGGCCCUGCGGAAUCCGGACAGCCGACGCCUGCUGGGCGGGAUCUACGUCUCCCAUCGCCUGGUCACGGAAGCCGAAUCGGCCUCCGUCGGCGACGACACCAUGAAGUCGGGCCGCGUGGCGCUGCCGAAGCUCACGGCGCCGCUGGAGUUGGAGCACCGCGUCUCCGGGCGCACGGGGAACUUCCCGCACGGCUCGCCGGAGGAGGCCAUCGAACAGGCUGUGAUCAAUGCAGAGGCACAGAACAGAGCCUUGCUCCAACGAUGCAAGAAGGAAGAUCAGCAGAGUCCCCAUGACUUCCCGGGCAUGCGUUUGAACAACGGCUGGCGAGAGUGGGAUAAUUUAGAUGCUCUCUUCGAGAGCAUGGGCCCUAAUCCUUUGGUGAUGUCAGAGGAUCUGGGGCCACAGGCUCGCGAUGUGGCGAAGCAUCUGCCAGCGGCCAGAUCUCAGGCGGAUCAGAUGCUGAAUCUGGAGAUGCUUCGCAUGUACGUGAAGGAUGAUAUCUCCAAGGGUGAAUCCAUGAUUCGGCCCGUGGUUUGCAAGGAUGCCAAUGAGAUUGCAGGUCCACAUGAUAUGACCUGGUGUCCCGAUCCACCCGUCUAUGUUCCCAUGUCCAACUUGACGGAGAAGGACAAGGAGACGGUGCGGUUAGCGUGCUACAAGCCGGAGCAGAAUGCCUCGCUUUUGUUCGUUGAUGCCAAUCCCAAUUACAACAUCAGAGACCUGGUUUGUGAGCAUGAAGUGCCCGCUGCCGGCGACGAAGCCCACAUUCCAGAGCUGCGUGUCGCGAGGCGAGGCCAAGAGAUCUUGGUCACCUUGAGAGGCUGCGUCCCAGGUGACGAAGGAGAGGCCAAGAUCCUUCUGGAGGAGUUGGAUGCGAUGUUGCUGCUCUUCUCAGAGGAGAAUGUGGAGAAGUACACUGUGCAUGAUCUUUUGCGGGCAGUUCCACUUGCACCGUGUAGUUGUGCUCCCAUGGUCUCGCUGGAUGACCAGGUGUUGGAGAACUUUUGGAGGGAGAGAUUGAUGCAUGAGGCUGAGCUUCCACGUUCCUUCCAAGGGGCAUCAGCCGCAUCUCCCUCGUGGCAGUCUUUGCCCUUCUUGCUGCCAUCAACAUCAGUGGAAUCAGUGAUCGCGGCUUUGGCUGGGGUGCUGGGCGAAAUGUCUGGCCAGGAGGAGGUAUCAGUCCUGGUGCCACUGGGAGGUGAAGAACCUACCGGUUGGUUUCCCUUGUGCCUUGCGAAGGUGCAGUCAGACUUUGAGGUGGCUGCAGAGCUCACCAAGAUGGAAAAGCACGCCCUGGUGCCACGCUACGCUCUGGAAAGGCUGAUGGCACGACCAUCGAGGCCUUCUGCCGCAGUGCUCCAGGUCAAAGGUCCAGCUUGCGGUGCGUGGUGUUUGUCCACAAGCUUGCAGCAAUGGGGUGAGAGAUGCAGUCAGCGAGUACGCAGUUCCGUUGCAUCUCAUCGAGAUUUAGAGAGUGUUGAGCUCAUGGUGGCCUUGGGUACCGUGGACAUCUGCACCAGGAGCAAGACGUGUGGGUUGAUGAUCUUCAAUGAGGCCUGUGGCUUUGACCAGCCCAUGGCACAAGCACUUGCCAAGCGUCUCACUGCCCACUUCGAUGAAGACCCGUCCAAGCAAUCCAAGCCACGCGAUGGUUUGUCCAACCUUCUUCACACCUCGGGCGUCGCCGGCUCCCCGCCCUUGCUGCGCACGAACCUCCUGCGGCUGCUGCUGCAGAGCGCCCAGCGCACGCCGCGCAGCACGGCGGCGGCUGACGUGGGAAUUGCGUUGAGCUACUCCGAGCUGCUCUCCUGUGCAGCUGCAGCUUCGGAAGAGCUGAUGGUGUUUGCCGGCUCCAGAGCCAUUGUGGGUGUGUUAGCUGAACGUGGUGUGGCUGCUUUAGUGGGCCUUCUCGCAGCCAUGUUAGUAGGUGCUGCUUAUUGCCCGCUCAUUCCAUCGCAGCCGCCAAACCGGCUGGCCUCGAUGAUCUCCGUGGCUGCCAUCCGAGCUUUGCUCUUCCACCCCUCUGCCGAAGAGCUCGCCCACGAACUCCAACAACUCACGAGCCUCAACACGGUGUCAAUCCAAUUGGAUGCUUCAGUGAGGAGUCGCUCUCUCCAUGAGAUCUCCCUGUCCCGGGCCAGCUCUGGAGAUGAGCCGAUGCACGUACUCUUCACAUCAGGAUCCACGGGCACUCCCAAGGUGGUGCGAGCAUCGCACACCGCCGUCCUGACGCAUUUGCUCCACGUGGUGCGGACGCAUCAGCUGCAAGCGACCGAUGUGGGGCUCCCAGCCGACCUACGUGGGUCAGCGACGGUCAACGAUGAAGGUUGCAGAAGAACGACCCUGGAAGCAGAACAGAGCAGAACCCCGGAUACCGCUCUGAAGAUUGGCUUGGAAUCACAUGAGCAAGGGCCAAACGAAUCCAUUCGAAGAGCUUUCAAGCACCAGAACGAGAAGAGCAUUUUCUCGUAUGGACUCUCGUAUGGUUUUACACAUCGAGAUAGACAUGCAGAUGCAGAAAACUGUCCCAGAUACAUGGCCCAGAAUGCAGGAACCGGUGCCAUGUUGGUUCUGUGCUUGUCUUCUCGAGCCCAAGUUGAGGUGGCCUUGCAACACACCAGCCUCGCAUGGGUGGCUGCAGCCCCCGAACUCUGGACGCCUUUGCUUGCUGGGGCACAGCUGGCGAUUGCGCCGUUGGCACCCAAAGGAGGUUCCUUGCAGAACUGUGUGUCCAACUUCUUCAAAUAA